Cherax quadricarinatus is the source of this 810-nucleotide messenger RNA. NCBI's taxonomy places the organism in Eukaryota, Metazoa, Arthropoda, Malacostraca, Decapoda, Parastacidae. The record is from RefSeq and is a predicted model, not a curated record.
GUCGCCCAGGUGGUUGCUGGUGCACGGUCGUGUGCACGAGGGCAGUGAAGGUGCUACAACGAGGGGCGCGCCUUAACAAGGUGAUGCUGCCUGAAACCACCAUACUCACUGCCAUCAUAUCUCCCACCAGUGAGGACAUCGUAACCACUAAUGACAAGUCAUGUAAGGGGCCGGACCCUAGAAACAUGCAGAUUGCUGUGGUUGAGAGUGAUGAGAACUCCCAGAUGAGAUGCGCUGUCAUCAAGCUGGAACACAACCUAGGGGAUGGCUCAAUGAAGACCCACAAAGAUGGCAACAAGAGCAAUACCACUAGCAAAAUUUCCACAAACAGUCUCGGAGCGGAAGACGGCAUAGGGUCAUGGUGGGCUGGACCAGUGGCUUUGGUGAGAAGCUCCUGCAUGAGGAAGAUUAUGUGUUUACUGGUCACCAUAUAUUUCCUGCAAGGAAUCGUGUACCUGGGUCUUCCCCUCAGCUCCAACUCCUUCAGUUCACCCUUCCUGUACAUGAUGCUGUUGGGGGUGGUGGGGUGCCAGCGUACUCUCUGACAGCACCCAUCACUAAGAGACUGGGUCGCCGUACCGUCCAUCUCCUUCUGCUUCUUCACUUGUGGCAUUCUUCUUCUCUCCCUCGUCGUCCUCGACAAGAUUGCCUUCAGCAUUGAACUUGUCAACCUGACGAUGGUUCUACUUAGUUACCUGCUUGUAUGUACCUCAUUCCAGGUGAGUCCAACUGAGUACUCAGGAAACAGACUCACUUCAUUCUGACAAUAAUGGUGCCAGGGGAAUUACACUAGACAUUACAAUAUUUUUC